This is a messenger RNA of Pyrenophora tritici-repentis Pt-1C-BFP, 906 nucleotides long. Lineage: Eukaryota; Fungi; Ascomycota; Dothideomycetes; Pleosporales; Pleosporaceae. The record is from RefSeq and is a predicted model, not a curated record.
AUGGCAGACUCAGGAAAGGGAAAAGGGAGGGCAGUUGAAAACAAUCCACCAACAGCAUCUAGAAGUGGCUCUGCCGGCGCUGUUGCAGCUGCCUCACCACCCCCGGAGGCUCCCGCUGCUUCCAGCACCCCUCAAGCUUCGGCAGGUUCAGCGCAAGCACCGCUCCCCUCUGAAAAUGAGGGUCCCGCUGCAUCAGCCCAACAGGUGAAUCCUCAUGUUGUCGUUGACAACGACGAUACAGACUCAGCACUGGGUGAUGAUGAUGCGAUAAGUGACACGACCUCGAUCGCGUCUACCAUCCACAGGGGCCGCUUCGAAAAUGGGCGUCGCUAUCACAAGUUCCGCGAGGGCGAGAAUGACUACUGGGGUCCUAACGACGAGGUGCAAAACGAUCAGCUCGACAUUGCACACCACAUGUUCCUCAUCCUACUAGGCCAAAAAUUACACCUAGCACCCGUCAAAGACCCAAAGAGAAUCCUAGAUCUCGGCUGCGGAACAGGAAUCUGGUGCAUGGAUAUGGCUGACGAAUACCCCGGCGCCGAAAUCCUCGGAGUAGACCUCUCCCCCAUCCAACCCCAAUUCACGCCUCCGAACUGUAAAUUCGAAAUCGACGACGUAACACUCCCCUGGACGUACUCGCAACGCUUCGAUUUCAUCAACAUCCGCGGUCUCUACGGCUCCAUUCGUUCCUGGCCUGCGCUCUACGAGCAAAUCUACAACGGCCUUGAACCCGGCGGCUACCUGCACCACAUGGAAAUGAGCAUCCAGCUCAAAUCCGACGACGGCACGCUCAAACCCGAUCACGUGAUGUCACAGUGGUCGGACAUCUUCCAUGAGGCGUCCAAGCGCUUCGGCAAGUCGUUUUAUGAGGUCUGGAAUCUGACUGGCCGGCGGAUCCGCACAUGA